Exaiptasia diaphana is the source of this 3341-nucleotide messenger RNA. RefSeq names its product vacuolar protein sorting-associated protein 54. Bases 245 to 2563 code for a protein of 772 amino acids. The record is from RefSeq and is a predicted model, not a curated record. The transcript is spliced from 20 exons. Gene Ontology annotation, cellular component: GARP complex. NCBI's taxonomy places the organism in Eukaryota, Metazoa, Cnidaria, Anthozoa, Actiniaria, Aiptasiidae. Gene Ontology annotation, molecular function: syntaxin binding. Gene Ontology annotation, biological process: Golgi to vacuole transport; retrograde transport, endosome to Golgi.
UUAUUUCAAGAAGUCUUCCAUUCAAACAAUGAAAAAAAAUGAUUUGGGCCUCAGUAUUGAAUUCCAGUGCAAAUCUUCUGCCGAGUAUCAAACCUCUACGUCAAAGUGCAGCCUCAAAACAAAUAUUGUUGUUUAGUUGCACACUCCAUUUGAACGUAACUAAACCAUAACAUCAUUUGCGUACUAAAUCCAGGACUAUAUUGAUUUGUGAAAUACUUUUUUUGUAAUAUAAUUACAGGUUUUUAUGAAUGCAAAUUUUAGCCUUGAAGAUCCAGAUACUUUUAACUCUGUUUURCCCUGGGCACUAGUCACAGCUGACUCAUCACAAGCAGAACGUGACAGGGCUGGACUUAUAAAUACACACAGAAACUCUGCUAAACUGCUUCAAGAAAAGCUGUCACACUAUCUGGACAUCAUAGARAUGAACCUGGCUUACCAGAUAUCACUGAGAUCUGAAGACUUCUUUAGUGCCAUGGCAUCACAGGACCAGUUACAAGACCACGUUGGACAAACCAUCACUGAGAUUAAACAUCUUAGGUUAAAAGUGAAAAAAGUAUCUGAAGUGUUGUGUUUUGGUAAUCUGGAGAUGUUACGAAUUUCUUCUCUGAGAUCAAAAUAUGCAUCUGUCUAUGAAAAGCUAAAACUGAUGGCAACUGUUCACCAAACACAACCCACCAUACAGCUACUGCUGUCUACAUCAGACUUCGUUGGUGCUUUGGACCUGAUAUCCACUACACAAGAAGUACUUCAGCAAGAAUUGGCUGGAGUACAAAGCUUUAGACAUUUAGGGUCCCAACUGGCAGAGAUGGAGAGAGUCAUUGAAAGGAUGAUGGAGGCCGAAUUCAUAGAAUUCUUAACAGCAAACCUUAACAGACCUUUGACAGAGGUUGAAGACAAUGGGCAUCUUGUAGAUGAGGAUCGAUUAGUAUCAGUCCUGUUUGGACUUCUACGCAAGCACAAGUUCCAUUUUAUCCAUCUGUAUCGUGAUGAAGCUUAYUCAACAAUWAAAACUACUAUCAAACAGACUGUCUACAGCGCAGUAGCAGAUCAAGCUGAAAAUGAAGAAGAAAGUCAAACYAUUGCUGACAUCAUGAAAGGCCUAGACUAUCAACAAUGGCUACAAAUACUACACAAAGUAUUCAAUGCUGCACUAGAAAUCUUACAAAGGAUGAAGAUACUUCACAAAAGUAUAGUAGGGGUGCUGUCYAUUGCUGCUGGUAACUGCCGGUCAAGUUCUCCYGAUGACUUAAUCAUGGAAAAUAUCAGAGAAGAAGCAGAGAAUCUACAACUGACCUGUGAUGUUGAUGUCCUUAUAACCAAUACUGAGUUCAAUAAAAUAUCCCAAGAGAGCAAAGAGCUUCUAUGUGCAGCYUGUGAGAUGGCUCAAGUACGCUGUGCUAAACUUAUAAAUAUUAGAGCAAAGGCUGGUUACCUCGACAGUUUGACAUCAGUGGAAUUUGUCACUUUGACUCGUAUGGUUGAAGGUUAUGUUAUGGACUGUGAGGGGAUCUGUGGCCGUCAGUCUCACAGUUUACGAGCUACAUUACUUUCACAAGCCAAGAAGUUUGUAGAGAGAUUCCACGAAGAAAGAAGAAACAAAUUAGGUUUAAUUCUAGAUAAUGAGAGAUGGAAGCAAGCUGAUGUUCCUGCUGAGUUUCAAACCCUCGUAAAUUCUCUGAUAGAUGGAAUCAAUCCCAGAGGCAAAGAUCCCAAAUUUUCUCUUGACCAGUCAAGUAAAGAAAUUAAGGUUUCUACGUCGACAGUACUCAUAAUUAAUGGUGAAAAAUUUGUAGUAGUUGGUACCGUUCUUCUGCUACUCAAGAUGAUUGUAGAAUACUGUCAAUGUGUGGAUGACACACCAAUGCUCGUUACUGAUAUCAUGAACAAACUCUUUGAAAUUCUCAAGCUAUUUAAUUCMCGUACAUGUCAACUGGUCCUAGGAGCUGGUGCUCUUCAACUAGUUGGUCUAAAAACAAUAACAGUUAAACAUUUAGCUCUUGCUUCAAGRUGUCUUCAGGUCAUUGCWUUGCAUCUGCCGGUCUUUAAAGCUCACUUCGAAGGACGACUUCCACCAAAACAGUACAUUUUAUUAUCACAAUUUGACCAGAUUCAAAAGGACUACACAAACCAUCAGUUGGAGCUUAACAGUAAAAUCAUUGGUUUGAUGGAGGAAGCGUUUAAUACAUCACUUUCACGGUGGGAAGUCAAGCCCCCAAUGCCAUCACAAGCUAUGAGAAGUAUUGUUAAACAAGUCGUCAAGCUACACGAAUCAUUAUCCACAGUAUUCUCACAAGAACAGAUAGAGACAUUAUUUAAAGAAAUCAGAAGAAUAUUUAAGAACUGCUUAGCAGAAAAGUUACUAAAGCUGAACGUGAUUAACGAUGGUGGACCUCAGCAUGGGCUCGUCACGUCAGAUCUAGCAUUCCUAAUUGAAAGUGUUCGUUCUUUGCAUGGUUUACGAGAUAUUUCCAAAGUCCUAGAAGACCUUUGGAGAACUGUGAACGAUCUUAAAGCUGCUAGGAAUUCACCAUCCACAACAAGAAAGAAAAGUCAACAAAAAUAGGUUUUAUAAUGAUGUAAUUUCAGGUAAAUCRCUGAUAAUUUAGCAUUUGAGAUGGCAAAAGUGCGGGUACGAGAUUGGCGMUUCCUAUCCUGAAUCAAUGACAACUUUAUUGAAAUUAGCAGGUAAAAAGGACGGAUGUCGUACAAGUGUGCAAAACUAUAGCACUUUUUGAAGUGCACUUUGUUUCAAAGAUAAAAAAGACUAUGGCUUUGUGCACACGAUGACGGAAACCUUUGUAUUCUUCGUUUGCRAUAUACUUCACAGCGACCAUCUGGGAUGAACUUCAACAAAGUAUUUCUCAUUAGUAUCUAUUAUUACUAUCUAUUAUUAUAUUGUUCAUUCCUCCAACAUGGCCGCCGGUUAAUAUUUUGUCUUUUGAAUUUCAUGGGGAUAACUGAAAACGAGUAAUCCGCAUUUUUUUUUGUCACUUGAAUCUCCGACAAUGAUCUGAACUGAUAUAGAAAACGCUAGCACCUGACAUUACAUACAUGCUUGAAAUCGGGUCUAAUACUGGAGCAUGUUUUUUUAUCCCGCAAUAAAGAUUUUGUAGACUAAUUUCAUAAGUCGGUCCCAGUUCGCUCUCGGUUAGAAUUUUUUGUCGGUCAUCCAUAAGAAUUUGAUGUCAUAAAAACGUUACGUCAUCGUGUGGACUUGGUCUAUAGAUAACAAAAUAUUAUUAARUGGUAUUUCCAAACUUAAGCAAAACCCUAAUUCAAUAAAAUGUACAUACAUUCAUAAUAUAAUUCAUUGACAGAAAAUAAAUGACGUUAUACACUAA